AGUUAAUGUCUAAAUUAAAUAGUAUGCAUUCAUUUUUAUAUUAUAAGCUCAAUCUCAAUAUGGAGCUUAUCAAGGUUAAUUAGGAAUUCAAUAAUCAUUCUAAUAGAAAAAUUAACAUGAGAUUGUUAAUAAGAAUAAAAGUCUGUAAGAGAUGAAGACCGAUUAUGAAAGAGAAUAAGAAAGUAGUGCUAUGUAUUAAAUAUUACGUAUUUUAAAUUAAUUAAUCAAUAAGUUGAAAAAGCAUUAAAAGAAAUUUAACAAUAUAUUAAUAGAUUUGGAUCAUAUAUAAGUACAGAUGAUGAUGAAAAUGAGUUAAAAUAAGAAGCUCCACAUUUGAGAACAGAAUUUACAUGGAAAUAGUUGCAACCUUUGUUAGACUGUUAUGAUGAAUAAAUAUUAGAACAAAAACAUACAGUAUAUAAAUGUUAUAAUAGUAUAGAUUGAGAUAUAAAAAUAAAGCCUAAAUUAAUUAGAUUAAUUAUCAAAACAAUUGGUAGAAGAUAAUUAGAAUCUUAGGGAAUAAUUAGAGAAAAAAUGUGAAAUUAUUUUAAAUAUCUAUUAAAAUGGCACAAUUUAAAAUUAGAUGGCUAAUCUACAUAGUAAAUAUAUAUUUAAAGAAAGAACGGUUAUAAAAAGAUGAUUGGGCAGAGAAAGUAAAAGAACUUUCAUAAGAAAAUCAUACAUUACUAAAAAAUUACAAGGAACUUUUAGGAAAAUUAAAAGAAUUAUAAAGAGAUAGUGAAUUGUAGAAAAAAUAAAUAAAGGAAUUUUAAUAAAGAAAUGAAAAAUUAUCAUCAGAAACUAAUGAACUUAGUAAUUCUAAAUUAGAUUUUAAAAAAAAAUAUGAAGAUUUACUAAACUCUAAUAAAGAUACUGAUAGUAAAUUAAGAGAAGUGAAGAAUUAAUAUAUAAAAUUGUAAUAAGAUAAUACAAAAUUAAUGUUAUAAUAUGAAGAAUUAGAAAAAAAAUAUGAAGCUUUAAAAUAUGAUUCUGAAACUGAAAAAAGGGAUUUUGAAACGUAAAAAGAUAGUUUGAAUUCAGAGAUUACAGAAAAAUUGAGGUAGUUUAGAGAAUUGUAAACAUAAAAUCUUUCGGUUACGAAGGAAAAAGAUUAAAUUUCUUCUGAUUCUAAAAAUUUUAAAACAAAGCUUAAUGAAUUGGAAAAAGAGAACAAAAAAAAAUAGGAUAUAAUAGAUGAACUCAAUAGAAAAAUUGAAAUUAUAUAAAAACGAGAAGAAGAGCUGUAAUUAAUAAUUUAAAUUAAUAGAACUAAAUAAUCAUAGAAAAAAGCUGAUAAAGAAAGCAAACAAACUUUAGAAAUUGAUAAUUUAAAUUCAAUUAAUAGAUAGUAACAAUUAUAAAUUGAUUCCAUGAUUAAAUCACAUUAAACCUAAAUAGAAGCUUUAAAGAAUGAAAGAGAUAAGUUAAUAGAAUAGUAGAAAGUUAAGUAUAAAUAAUCUCUUGAAAACAGUGAUAACGUAAAUUAUAUAUAAAUAUUAGAAAAUAGAAGAAUUAGAACAUCUUUUAAAUCAGAAAGAUAUUUUAACAGAAAAAUUAUAAAAAGAAAAUCAUAGGUUAAAGUAAGAAAAGGAAGAUUUUGAAUAAAAUAUCAAAGUAGAUAAAUAUAAGUUAGAACAUGAAAACAGCAAUUAUAAAUAAAAGAACCAAGAAUUAGAAAAUUAAAUUUAAAAAAGAGAAUAAUAUUAUGAAGAUAAAAUAUAAGGUUUGAGAAUGGAUAAAGAAUAACUUGAACUCCAAGUAAUAUUUUUUUAGAAAAUUAGAAUAAAAAUAUUAAUUAAUUGAUUAAUGAGUUAAAAUAACAAAAUGAAUAAUUGAGAAAAAAAGCUAAUCAAAUUGAAGUUGAAAACUACGAAUUAAAAGAAAAAGUGAAUUAAUAAGGACGUUCAAUGGUUCAAGGGACAAACUCUAAAAUUAUGAAAUCAUAUAUUCCUUAAUGA
Paramecium sonneborni is the source of this 1958-nucleotide messenger RNA. NCBI's taxonomy places the organism in Eukaryota, Ciliophora, Oligohymenophorea, Peniculida, Parameciidae. The record is from the annotation of a GenBank genome assembly.